AUGCUCCUUCAAGAAAACUCAAAUGUCGAUACGAAUCAAAUUAAUUUGGCUUUAUAUACUCUUACAAAAGAUCCAAAGUAUCAUAUUGUUAAACCAGUUGAAGAACCGGUAGUUAACAACGAUCCGAAUGCAAAAGACAGAAUCGAGCAGAUAAAUCAGAAACUUAAAUCACAAUUAUUGAAAAAUGAAACAGAUUUACACCUUGAGCUUGAUACGCUUAAGGCAAAUUAUGAUGCCCAGCCGAGACUUGUUGAGUCCAAUAAAGAGAACCUUUAUGCAAGUGAGCCGACAUUCAGCUUGCAAGAAAUUUCAGAUUUAAGAUCCAAAGAGCAGUAUUAUAGGUCAUUACAUAAUCAAAAGAAGGCAGAAGCGGUACAAAAGAAAAUUAUGUCAAUUAUUGAAUCACAUAAGUGUGAAACAAGAAAGAAAAUCGAAAAUGAAAUUAAUGCUCAGAGAAGAACUAUCCAAGAAAACUACGAAUCAAAAUGUAAGAUCAAAAUCAAUCAUUAUAAGUGCAUGGCGCGAAAAAUGAAACAAGCUGCUCAAAAAGAUAUUGAUAAGGUUAGUAGAGUAUACUUGGUCAAAUCAGCUCCUACUCUUCCACUUCUUAAUACCAGAAGAAAAGCUUAA
Trichomonas vaginalis G3 is the source of this 630-nucleotide messenger RNA. RefSeq lists its product as uncharacterized. Bases 1 to 630 code for a protein of 209 amino acids. The transcript has a single exon. The record is from RefSeq and is a predicted model, not a curated record. Lineage: Eukaryota; Parabasalia; Trichomonadida; Trichomonadidae.